AUGCUGAGCCAGCGUUUGGUGCGCGCAGCUGCCGGCGCGGCGACCCCCCGCACGGCGCUGCGAGCUGCCUUCUCCACCACUGGCCAGCCAUGUACCAAGACGCCCGGCAUGGCCGACAUCAGCGCUUCGCCCCAGAGCGUCGAAGAAUUCAACAAGAGGCAGCAGGCAUUCCGAGAGCAGUUGGUCGACCAGCAGAAGCAGCGGGAAGCAAGUGCGUGGGCUCAUCGUUCCUCUCCCCCUCCCCCCUCCUCCUCCCUGUCGCCCGCCGACGCCGAGAAACUCGGCUCACUGAAGGCCUCUUCUGCAGGAUCCAAGGCCGACGCCAAAGAGCCCACCAAGAAGGCCGGCCCGCUAACGAACCUCAUCUAUGGUACCAAGGAAGGACGCGAGCUCGAGGCCCAGCUCGAGGCGAGCUUCAGCCAGGUCCUUGCCCGCGGCAAAUAUGUUCACACCAUCUCCUUCCACGAGGUCAAGCAGGACAGGCUCGAGGAGUACGUCGACCUCAUCAGCAAUUGGUACCCCAAGAUGGCCGCUUUGCCCGAGAACAAGGUCCACCUCGUGGGCAGCUGGAGGACCGAGAUUGGCGACACCAACACCUUUGUCCACAUCUGGGAGUACCAGCGAUACCAGGGCUACCACGAGUCGAUCCACAACAUCGCCAACCACCCCGAGUACGCCGACUUUGAAAAGAAGCUCCGCAGCCUCAUCCACUCGAGGAAGAACUCCCUCAUGCAGGAGUUCUCCUUCUGGCCCACGACGCCCCCGCGCAAACUCGGCGGCAUCUUUGAGCUGCGCUCCUACACCCUGCACCCGGGCAACCUGCUCGAGUGGGAGACGCACUGGCGGCGCGGCCUCAAGGCCCGCCGCGAGGUCAUGGAGGGCGUCGGCGCCUGGUUCGUCCAGAUUGGCGACCUCAACACCGUCCACCACCUCUGGCAGUUUGCCAACCUGGAGGAGCGCAAGAUCCGUCGCGAACAGAGCUGGCAGAUUGAGGGAUGGAGCGAGACGGUCCACAAGACGGUGCCCCUCAUCCAGAAGAUGGAGUCGAGGAUCCUGACGCCCAUGCCCUGGUCGCCAGUGCAAUAA
Messenger RNA from Verticillium dahliae VdLs.17, 1086 nucleotides. Its product is annotated as NipSnap2. The record is from RefSeq and is a predicted model, not a curated record. Gene Ontology annotation, cellular component: mitochondrion. The transcript is spliced from 2 exons. Lineage: Eukaryota; Fungi; Ascomycota; Sordariomycetes; Glomerellales; Plectosphaerellaceae. Bases 1 to 1086 code for a protein of 361 amino acids.